Messenger RNA from Oppia nitens, 3376 nucleotides. RefSeq lists its product as uncharacterized. Gene Ontology annotation, molecular function: protein binding; zinc ion binding; RNA binding. The coding region runs from base 98 to 3250 and encodes 1050 amino acids. The record is from RefSeq and is a predicted model, not a curated record. The transcript has 7 exons. NCBI's taxonomy places the organism in Eukaryota, Metazoa, Arthropoda, Arachnida, Sarcoptiformes, Oppiidae.
UUGAGUGAAUCAUCAGUUUUAUCGGUAAAUACAGUAAUAAUAAUAAUAAUAAUAAUAAACAAACCGAUAGACAGACAGACAGUCAUCGGCCAGUGAUAUGUCCACUCAAAGAGGUGGUAGUGGUGGUGGCCGAGGAGGAGGCGGUGGUCGCGGCGGCGGCGGAGGUCGUGGUGCCGGUGGUGGCGGCGGCGGCGGYGGAAGUGGCAAUUGCUUUAAAUGCGGAAAACCUGGUCAUAUGUCUCGGGAGUGUCCGUCGGCGGGUGGCGGCGGUGGAGAUCGUGGUCGCGGACGUGGAGGCGGUGAUGGCGGCGGUGGUCGAGGACGAGGAGGUGGUGGCGGCGGCGGUGGCGGCAAUUGUUUUAAAUGCGGAAAACCUGGUCAUAUGUCCCGGGAGUGUCCGUCCGCUGGCGGAGGUGGCGGUGGUUUYAGUGAUAGAGGUGGUCGUGGAGGAGGAGGAGGWGGUGGACGCGGCGGCGGCGGCGGUGAUAGACGACCAUACGAUAGAGGACAGCCAGCCAGCGGUCCGCCGCGUAGACCUGAUGGCCCGCCGGUAGCUGUUAAUCCAUUUCAAUACAAAGAGAUGGAUACUAGCCGUACGAAAGAGAUUUUUGUCCGCAGGCCGGCAGUCGGUACACGCGGACGACCAAUCUGGCUGUUGGCCAAUCAUUUUAAGCUCGACAUCAAAGAUGUUACUGUCUAUCACUACGAUAUUAAAUUUGAACCGCAAGAUAAUCGGCCAAUGAAUCAGGCAGUGGCCUCUGCGGCGGCGGCUGGUGGUGACGGGCCAGGCCGUGGUGCUGGCGGUGGCCCGAGUCGUAACCGAAUGCGCAAAUUACGGCAAGCGGAAAAUCGACUGGCAUUUGACCAGUUCAAAGCUAAUCGGCCGCUAAUAUUUAGUAAAUCAUCGAAUGAGAUGCUCAGACCAGUAUUCGAUGGUAAUUCCAAUGUCUAUACCGGCUAUAAGCUCCGGGAGGAUCACUACGAACGCCAACUGGACGUUGAUUUUGAUGGUAAACCUACCCGAGUGAAAGUCAUAUUGAAUAAGGUGGCCACUAUCGAACUGAGCCAGCUAAACAUGUACUAUAGUGGCCAGUCGCGUGAGUUGCCGCGCGAUGCACUCCAGGCGCUGGAUAUUAUACUACGUUAUGGUCCGACAUCGAAUCGGGUACCUAUCGGUAAUUCAUUGUAUCCGAAAUGGGAUCCCCAGCACAACGAUGGCCGCGUGGAUAUUGACCGAACCGGUAACAAACAAGUCGUAUUCGGUCACUAUCAGAGUACACGCCCGACAAAAAUGGGUUAUACCCUACUGGUCGACCGAUCGGCUACGGCUUUCUAUACGGGCGGUAGUCUACUGGACUUUAUGGCCAAACUAUUGCAAACCCGAACCAUCGAUCGUAACUGUAAUAUCAAUUCGAUUGAAAAAGAUCUGAAAGGUUUGAAAAUAUAUACCAAUCAUUUGGGUUACAAACGAAAGUAUACGAUCGAUGGUUUUGGACGGCAAUCGGCACGCGAUCAACGAUUCCAGUGUCGCGAUGACGAGUCGGGCCAGGAACGGGAAGUAUCGGUUGAACAAUAUUUUCAACAACAAUACAAACGACGGCUACAACAAGCAGAUCUGCCAUUACUGGUCACUAAAGGGGGUAAAAAAAAUUAUUUGCCCCUAGAAUUGUGCGAGGUUGUACCCGACCAAUUGGUUCCCCGUACUAAACUCGACGGUAACAAUACAUCCCAAUUGGUCAGAGCUUGCGGUAGUCAAUCACCGGCCGAACGAUUUAUGGAAAUACAGGGAGCGGUCAACAAAAUCCAAUCGGAUUCCAGCGAUUAUCUAUCAGAGUUUCAGAUCAGUAUAGAUACCCGUCCCGUGAAAUUCCAGGGCCGUGUAUUGGAUAAACCGAAAAUCGAUGGACUGGAUCGCCAGAAUAAUCGUAAAAUGUUACGACCAAUACCGUUGAAAUCAUGGAUAGUUGUCAAUUUGAGUCGAUAUGUACGCCCGGAACAGAUCGACGAUUUUAUACGGACAUUGCGCGGUCCCGAAGCAGCCGGUCUGGUCGGUAUGACCAUCGAACAGCCCGUACACAUACAGAAUAUUGGCGACCGAUACCGGGCCGAAGAUUUGCCGAAUAUGUUUGUCCAGUGCUCCCGAAAAUGUCCGCCGCCUAACAAACUCCAGAUGAUUAUGUUUAUAAUACCCGAUAGGAGUCCCGUCUAUAAGCAAAUCAAACACGAAGCGGAAUGCAAUCGCGGUGUUAUAACCCAAUGUAUUAAAGAUCAAAAUGUAUCCAAACCUAAAUUCGGUGUUCACGCAAAUCUAUUGUUAAAAAUUAAUACCAAAUUGGGUGGUAUUAAUCGUAUCAUAAGUAACCAGAAUCUACCCGAUAAACCCGCGGUACUCAAAGAUGACCGCUGUCCGGUAAUGAUUAUCGGUGCCGAUGUUACACAUCCGGCACCGGCCGAUCAAUUGGAAUCAUCGGUAGCGGCGGUAAUCGGUUCGGUCGAUAACAAUUACUAUACAUAUUCGGCAUCUAUCAGGGCUCAGGAAAAGACUACCCGAGCCCAGGCCGUGGAAAUGAUUAUGGAAUUUGAUUCGAUGAUCGGGGAAUUGUUGGUCGAAUAUCGCCGACGUAACGGUUGUCUACCGAAACAUAUUAUCUACUACAGGGACGGUGUCAGUGAAUCCCAGUUUCGUCAGGUAUUGGAUCACGAAUCGCGUAAACUGUUGGAAGGCUGCCAGAGGCUAGGAUUUCGGCCAAAGUUGACAUUCCUGACCGUACAGAAACGACAUCAUACAAGGAUGCGUCCGGAAAAUCCGGCUGACGGUACCGGUCGUAUGAAAAACGUACCGCCGGGUACUACAGUCGAUACACAUAUCGUACAUCCGACUGAUUUUGAUUACUAUCUGUGCAGUCAUGAAGGCAUUCAGGGAACAAGUCGUCCGACACACUACUAUGUCCUACACGAUGACCAUAAAUUCACGGCCGAUGAACUACAAAAACUAUCGUAUUAUUUAUGCCAUAUCUAUGCCCGAUGUGACAAACCGAUUAGCAUACCGGCGCCGGUAAUGUACGCUCACUUGGCUGCCUAUAGGGCACGCAAUCAUAUUGUGGCCGCCAAUCCCGUAACGCCUGGCAAUCGCGGCCCGAGAGAUGAAACCGACGAUCAGAAACGUCAACGUUGGAGACAAUUGGCCGCUAAGAUCAACAACGAUAUCAAAGUGAUGGAUGCGGUCAAACAUAGCAUGUAUUACUGUUAGAGACGACUAUACAGGCUUAUGGACUAAAGGGAACSGACCUAUCUAUCUAUYUGUCUGUCCAUCCAUUUAUGUCCCGAUAUUUUAAAACUUUUUUCUUCUCUCUAAUUAUUGGUUUAUAUAUUGUAU